AUGACACAAGCUAUCAUUUCCCUGUAUUCUGGAAAAAAGCCCUUGUGUUUGCCUUUAAACACAAACAAUGCAGCCACUACAGCACAUGAAUUGAAACAGCAAAUAUAUGAAAUUACUUCCAUUCCAAUCAAUGAACAAGUGCUGCGUACUUGCAGUGGCCACUCUUUAGUUGAUCAAGAUCUGGCUACAAAUGGCGAAUUCUUGGAUAUUCAGCUCUCUGGUAGAAUGCUGGGCGGUAAGGGUGGGUUUGGAUCCAUGCUGCGUGCUCAAGGUGGUCGUAUGAAUGCACAAAAGACGACCAAUUUCGAGGCCUGUAGAGAUUUACAAGGCAGACGAAUUCGUACAGUGAACGAUGCCAAAAAAUUACAGGAAGAAUUAGAUGCAAUCCCAGAGAGAGAAGCAGAGAAACGAGAAAAGCUGAAAAAGAAGAUUGAAGAGGCACUCAAGGAGAGAGAGCCCAGGAAAUACUUGUUUGACGACAACAAGUUUUUAGAAGACAAGGAAGAUGUAGUUGAAAACGUGAAAUCAGCAGUAAGCGACGCAAUUAAGCGACAAAAAUUGACACAUGAGCCUGUAAAGAAGACGGCUACAGCUUCCACCUCAGUGAGCUUAUUUGAUGAUGAUGUCUCAUCUGACGAGGACGAGGAGGAAGAAGAGGAGGAAGAAGAGGAGGAAGAAGAGGAGGAAGAAGAGGAGGAAGAGGAGGAAGAGGAAGAAGAAGAAGAAGAAGAGGAGGUGGUGGAAGAUAUCAAGGGAAAAGGGAAAAAGAGAUCUCGCGAAUAA
Messenger RNA from Mucor velutinosus, 783 nucleotides. RefSeq lists its product as uncharacterized. The transcript has 2 exons. NCBI's taxonomy places the organism in Eukaryota, Fungi, Mucoromycota, Mucoromycetes, Mucorales, Mucoraceae. The record is from RefSeq and is a predicted model, not a curated record. Bases 1 to 783 code for a protein of 260 amino acids. Gene Ontology annotation, cellular component: nucleus.